Molecule: messenger RNA, 1300 nt
Organism: Phaeodactylum tricornutum CCAP 1055/1
Lineage: Eukaryota; Bacillariophyta; Bacillariophyceae; Surirellales; Neidiaceae
Exons: 1
Coding region: 1-1224 (407 amino acids)
Source: RefSeq, a predicted model, not a curated record
AUGGUAUUAACUGUAGCCAUUUUGAAAAGCUCAUUGGAGCUCACAGUCAGUGUCAAAGCCUCUACUGGACUCUCUCCUUUCAGAGUCACCCACAGCGGUGCGAUCGACACUCUUCCAUCCGUCAAGCUCACACAAAAUUGCGACCUCCCGGAGCGAUCGCAACGAAAGCCAGAGAAAAGGUUAGAUCUUCCCUUGCCUUUGAACAAUAGCUCAAUUGAAGGCAUGGCAUCCGAACAGACGGUGCUCAACGUUUUAGGCCGUGCUUUUUGGGAUCCGACACCGACCGGCACGGAUUUGCGAGCCCGGCAACUCGCAGCGGCCAUGGGCUAUCCCACAACAUGGCGCGUUGUACGCACCGUGGAUACCAUCCAGGGUCGAUCGAUGAUUGCAGAUCGGAUUUAUGCCGGGAAACCGGACACGGACUGUGACGCCUGGUUUCACCACGAAGCUGCCAUGAAAGUAGCCGCCGCGUGGAACGACGAAUCGAGCACCGCCUUCAGCAACGCCGGAGGACAUUUGCUGCCGCGAGAGCCACUCUUUGAUAAACACGACAAAGUUCAAGUCAUGUACGAAGGGGAAUGGUGGGAUGCCAAGGUCUUGCGACGAAAGACUCACAAUGAAGGCUUUCGUUACCAAGUACAGUAUGUCCAAGAUCAUUCGAAGCAGACGGGAGUUGACGAACGCCUCAUUCGACCAAGGCAAGAUCUGAAUCACGAUGCAUUUGCACUUGCCAAACAACAAGGGUUUGGGGAAGGUUGGCAAGCAACUGCACAUGGUAAGCGCUGGAAAGUCAUCGCUCCGGACGGGACGGUCUAUACGAGCAAAAAAGCGGCCCUGGAAGCUUUUCACGAGGUGGAUGCGACACCAGCAGUCGAAGAAGGCGACCCUCCGUGGCGUACCACGCAACACGAAUACUUGGGGCGAUCUAUACUGUGGACUACAACGCACAAUAUUUCGGCUCGCCGGAACAUAAGUGUGGAUCAAGUUGGGAAAGUUGUGGGUUGGAUUGCCGAAACGGAUGUGGACAAGGCUGGACUACCUGGCUUUGUCUCAGAGCGCACCAAGGAGCCCGCGCGGCUCUUCCACAUCAAGUUCCCCGACGACCAUUCGCAUCCCUACGCGUCGUAUUUGGUGAGCUCCCAGGAUUUGGAAGAGCACGAGUUGGAAGGCUGUCUAAUUCCAGAGGAUGAACUGCCCCCAACGAAAAAAGCUAGGAAGCGAUAAAUGAUCACCAUUUGACGAACGAGCAAUCGUGCGGAUAUAACAACAAUAAAUGUAAAUGCCAGCUGUAACCACCUGU